This is a messenger RNA of Apis laboriosa (Himalayan honeybee), 858 nucleotides long. RefSeq names its product prefoldin subunit 1 (gene Pfdn1). Gene Ontology annotation, cellular component: prefoldin complex; cytoplasm. The record is from RefSeq and is a predicted model, not a curated record. The transcript has 2 exons. Gene Ontology annotation, biological process: protein folding. NCBI's taxonomy places the organism in Eukaryota, Metazoa, Arthropoda, Insecta, Hymenoptera, Apidae. The coding region runs from base 176 to 556 and encodes 126 amino acids. Gene Ontology annotation, molecular function: protein folding chaperone.
AUUAUACUACAUAAUUCAAGAUAUUCUAUGAAAUUUAUUUUUUAAUUUCUUUAUUGAAAUAUAUAAUAUAGAUUAUAAUAAAAUCCAAAAUAAAUUCAGUAAUAAUAUAUAUAUAUAUUUCAUUAAGUAAUAAAUAACUUUAUUUUUCUUUAUUAAAAAAUUGAAUAAAAGAAAAAUGGCAAGAGAACCGGAUGAAGAGCUAAGAAAAGCAUUCUCGCAAUUACACGAGAAAAUGAUUGAUACCACGCAAAAAUUGAAGUUAGCAGAUUUACAAAUUGAAAAAUUAAAACGAUCAAAACAAUUCGCUGAACUAACAAUGAAGGAAAUAACCUCAUAUCCAGAAAACACUAAAGCAUAUGAAUCAGUUGGCAGAAUGUUUCUUUUAGACAACAUGGAUAGUAUAAAAAUUGGUCUCGAGAAACGAAUGAAAAAUGCUGAUGAAAAAGUGAAAAAUUUAGAAAAUAAUAAAACGUACUUGCAACAAAACUUAAAAGAAUGUGAAAACAACAUAAGAGAAAUGAUACAACAGAGACAAAAUAAAGAUACCUCUGGUUAAAUUUUGUAUCUUUCUAUUAUCGUUGCUGCCGUAUUAUUUACGUUAAAAAUGUUGUAUUUUUUUUCAUCAUCUUAUUCACUAUAUUAUUAUAUUGUUAUUUAUACAUAAAAUAAUGUUAAUUUACAACGCAUUAUAAUAAAAUCACAAUUUCAAAUUUACAAUAAUUGUAAUUGUUUCAUAGUAUUUAUAUUCUAUUCUAUAAUAUUUUUUAUUUAUUAUAUAUUAUAUAUAAUCAAUAAAGUCUUAUUAUAAAUUGUAAUUGUUUGCGAAAUUUAAAACCUAUUAAAAACAUUGAGUACAAA